This is a messenger RNA of Lepus europaeus (European hare), 2189 nucleotides long. RefSeq names its product lysine methyltransferase 5C (gene KMT5C). Gene Ontology annotation, molecular function: protein binding; histone H4K20 methyltransferase activity. Lineage: Eukaryota; Metazoa; Chordata; Mammalia; Lagomorpha; Leporidae. Gene Ontology annotation, cellular component: nucleus. The coding region runs from base 186 to 1553 and encodes 455 amino acids. The transcript has 9 exons. The record is from RefSeq and is a predicted model, not a curated record.
AGCUCGGAGGAGGCAGUGGGAGGUGGUGGCGGCUGCAGCGCGGGCGCCUGAGGAGGAGGAGGAGAAGCGGAUGAGACCCAGGGCCCGCCAGAGUCGCGCCCGGCUCCUGAGCGGCCCCGAGCAGCGGCAGGCCGGGCCCCCGCGGUCCCUGCUCUCUGCCUGGGACAGCAUGGUCCCCGGGCACCAUGGGGCCCGACAGAGUGACAGCCCGGGAGCUGUGCGAGAAUGACGACCUGGCCACCAGCCUCGUUCUCGACCCCUACCUCGGCUUCCGCACCCACAAGAUGAACGUCAGCCCUGUGCCCCCCCUGCGGCGACAGCACUACCUGCGCUCGGCGCUGGAGGCUUUCCUGAAGCAGCGCGACCUGGAGGCUGCGUACCGGGCCCUAACGGUGGGAGGCUGGAUGGCCCACUACUUCCAGAGCCGGGGCCCGCGGCAGGAGGCUGCCCUCAAGACCCACGUGUACCGGUACCUCCGCGCCUUCCUGCCGGAGAGCGGCUUCGCCAUCCUGCCCUGCUCGCGCUACUCCAUGGAGACCAACGGGGCCAAGAUCGUGUCCACUCGGGCGUGGAAGAAGAACGAGAAGUUAGAGCUGCUGGUGGGCUGCGUGGCCGAGCUGCGGGAGGCCGACGAGGGGCUGCUGCGCGCCGGCGAGAACGACUUCAGCAUCAUGUACUCCACCCGCAAGCGCAGCACCCAGCUGUGGCUGGGCCCGGCCGCCUUCAUCAACCACGACUGCAAACCCAACUGCAAGUUCGUGCCUGCAGACGGGAACGCGGCCUGCGUAAAGGUGUUGCGGGACAUCGAGCCGGGGGACGAGGUGACCUGCUUCUACGGCGACGGCUUCUUCGGCGAGAAGAACGAGCACUGUGAAUGCCACACCUGUGAGAGGAGAGGCGAAGGAGCCUUCCGGCUGCGGCCCAGGGAGCCGGAGCCGCCCCCACACCCCCCGGACAAGUACGAGCUCCGGGAGACCAAGCGGCGGCUGCAGCGAGGCCUGGAGAGCGGUCCCGGGGCCUGCGCGCACGCGGCCCCGCUGCGCCGCCGCCGGGACCCCUUCUGCGCCGCCUGCCAGCCCCUGCGUCUGCACAGCCCGCGCCGGGACGCCUCGCCCCUCUGGCUGCACUGGCUGCCUCAGCUCCAGCCCCGGGCCCGCCCGCGGAAGCGCCGCCGCCCGCGGCCCCGGCGGACCCCCGCGGCGCCCGCGCUCCCCGCCGCCUGCGUCUCCCUGCACCGCUGGGGGGGCUGUGGCCCUCACUGCCGCCUGCGAGCCGAGGCCCUGGUGGCUCUGGGGCCCCCUGCCCGAGCCUGCUGGGGCCCCCGGCAGGACUGGCACUGGGCCCGGCGCUACGGGCUGCCCUCCGUGGUGCGGGUGGAUCUCAGCCGCCUGGCCCAGGCCGUGCCGGCCACCCGUGUCCCCGCAGAGACCCCGGGCCCCACCCCCAUCCCCAAGCAGGCCCUGGCCUUUGCCCGCUUCUCCCCACCCAAGCGCCUGCGGCUGGUGGUCAGCCACGGCUCCAUCAACCUGGACGUCAACGGAGACGCGUCCUGAUCGGCGGGGUAGGGAGGCCCCGAGACAGGCCGAAGGAGGGUUCUCCCGGGGGUCCUCCAGCAGGAGCCCUGGGCCUCUGUGAGGGAGCUGACCCCCCUGAGCCCGGCAGAGCUCCGGCCUGUGAGGGGGCUGCUCUGGACGCCCCCCACCCAGGGAUCUGGUCCCUGACCCUUUGUCACUGCUGACCCCUGAGCCGCCCCCACCCUGCGGGGAGCCCUGGCCGCUUGCUGCCCUCCCUCCCCCGCCCCCUUCUCAGGACUGCAGGAGCCACCCCCUCCCUUGAGCCCCUUCUUCCGCGGGGAGCAAAGCCAUAAGGGGGUGGGGGCCGCCCGUGGCGUCUCCUGGCCCAGGCCUCGAGAGGAGGUGGGACUGAUGUUUUGGGGGGAGUGGGUUAGCUCUUAGCUCUGCAGCUGUCUGAGGUUGGGGGGACGGUGCGGGGAGGGGUGUCUGGGGGGCACGUCUUCCUCGCUGCCCCCCGUGGGUCUCAGGGAGGCCGGGUGCGACCUCAUCUUUCUCAUGGUGCUAUCCCUGGUGCUACUGGGGUGUGGGGGCUGCCUCCCCUCCCCCACACCAGAACGGGGUAUGUUGGGGGAUUGGAAGCACUUGAACUUUUUAUUUUAUUAAAGCCUUGUUAUA